GUACCACUACCAGAUGUAUAUUAUUAAAUGAAACAGGUAAACAAAAAAUUAAUGUAUUUCUUUUCUUAAAAACAAAGAGAUACAUUACAAAUUGUUUAUGCAUAUCACAAUCGAUAUAUAUAUUUGAAAUCGUGAUUGAAACGGUUCAAAUGAGUAUAUUGACUCUCAUAGCCACAUGUCUCAAAGAGUAAUGCUUUAUUGAGCAUAUGUGCGUAAGUUUAAAACAUUAAAUUUGCGGUACAUUCAAAAUUGUAGAUAUGAAAUAGAUGACCAAACAUAGAAAAGGUAAACGAAAAAAACAACCGGGAGCUCGCAAACCCUCAAAAAAGAUGAGACCUGUGUCGGAAAUCAUAGCUGAAGUACAGAGGUCGGUGAAGCACAUCUCGCAAGCAGAGAUCAACGACUGGGACCUGGAGGUCGAGAGGAAGGAAGAAGCCAAAGAGUUACCACCGGCGGAAGUACACCAGGACUUCGUAAAGCAUUUCGGCGAUCUUUUCCAAGACGAUGACAUAGACUGAUUCUUUUUGAAAAUUACUGUAUUUAUAUUUGUAUUGUGGUUUAAGACAAUUAUUUUCAUUCCUCAUUAUUUUAUUGUAUAUAUAUUUUUCUUCUGUACAUCUAUUACUGUUUUACUAUUAGUGUUUUGUACAAUAGACCGCUAGUUGUGUUCGCUGGCUAUUUAUGUGUAUUGUUUUUUACGAUAUAAACGAGGUCUAUUGUUUCCAACCACUUACCCUUACCAAUGAAGCUCACGUAAUCUGGUGUUGAAGAAAAAAAUGCAUGAAAAAGCUAUCGUCGUUCAACGAACUACGCCUUUCUAUGUUUUGGAAAAUGAAUGUUUAUUACCUGAGUCGACGUAGCCUCAAACGAAAGUUGGAUGAGCAGGACGAAGCACGUGAUGUGAAGCCAUUGUAAACCCAUAGUCUGAAAAAUAAAUAAUAAACUUAUGUUUUCUUUAAGGUUAUGUUGUUGAUAUAUAUC
Molecule: messenger RNA, 981 nt
Organism: Nezara viridula (southern green stink bug)
Lineage: Eukaryota; Metazoa; Arthropoda; Insecta; Hemiptera; Pentatomidae
Source: the annotation of a GenBank genome assembly